Messenger RNA from Gigantopelta aegis, 1257 nucleotides. Its product is annotated as atrial natriuretic peptide receptor 3-like. NCBI's taxonomy places the organism in Eukaryota, Metazoa, Mollusca, Gastropoda, Neomphalida, Peltospiridae. Gene Ontology annotation, molecular function: signaling receptor activity; peptide hormone binding. Bases 1 to 1257 code for a protein of 418 amino acids. Gene Ontology annotation, cellular component: membrane. The record is from RefSeq and is a predicted model, not a curated record. The transcript is spliced from 11 exons.
AUGAGCAGCGAUAUUGUCUUGAUCGCGGAUAACGGCGUUGUCGUUCAGAUGUUUUAUUUGCGAAUGCACUCAUAUAACAGUUCCCAGCAUGACAUAAACUGUGACAGACGCUUCGCGGAGCUAAUCCCGAGGAUGUUAAUCACAUGGAGAGUAUUCUUGCUUCUCCUGCACGGGACUGCAAGCAAGGUUCUGCACGUAGUGUGGAUGGUUCCCGAAUAUUACCCAGAAUACAAUAUCUCCGCCAGUAUAGGGACAUUAGCGAUGGCCUUGAAACGAAUACAGACCGACCAACUGCUUCCGGACUACGAUCAUUUCAACAUCACUUGGCUUGAUACUCCAUGUGAUAGUCAAAAAAGCAUUGGACUUCUUACAGAUCACCUGAUUAAGUAUCAUACCACUGACGUCAUUAUUGGCCCUCCGUGCACGGAAGCAAUGGUGCCUGUAGCUGAUCUGGCUGCCUACUACAACGUGCCCAUUUUUAGCUGGGUGACGAGACAGUAUGUUUUGGAUGACAAGACUAAAUACUCAACACUUGUCCGAUCCAGACCGCCAAUCUCAUCACUAGUGGAAAUGUUUUACGCGAUCAGCAUCCGAUUUAAAUGGAAGCGUGCAGCCAUGGUCUACACCGAUGAUCAAAGAUCAACACGAACUCUUGCCCAGUCCAUAAUCAGAAAGUUUGACACGUAUAGACAAUUCAAUCUGGUCGAAGAAUUUGCUAUGUCUCUGAAUUCAUCCCAUGAAGAACUCCGUCAGAUGAUGAAUUCUAUUAAAGGAAUGGCACGAAUAAUUUUUUUAAUAAUACCCCAUGCCGAACUCCGCCAAUACAUGUUGGCAUUCCACGACCAGGGGAUGACCGACGGAGACUAUCAGUUCCUGUUUACUGAGCUGGCCGUCACGUCAGUGCGCGUCUACCGGAGUGAGCUCGUGUGGAAACGAAACGACGGCCACGAUGACGCUGCGCGCCAAGCUUUCGAGAACAUACUGAUUUUUACAUUUGCACAUGUACUGGGAAAUAAUCCCAAUUGGGAAGCUGCAAACGAAUCGUAUGAAGAGAUAUUUAGCGGGUCUUCCUUACCUCGUCCUGUUCAGCCCGAUGGACAUUCAGCAUUUCUCUAUGACGCCGUCGUUCUCUUUGCUAUGGCUUUGAAUGAAACUAUUGCAGCAAACAACAACGCCACAGGAACAGAGAUCUUCCGUGCAUGCGUGUACAAGCUUUUCGAUGUUGGCUCAUUAAUGCGGAAUGCGGAACUCUAUUAA